Rhododendron vialii is the source of this 1002-nucleotide messenger RNA. RefSeq names its product NAC domain-containing protein 2-like. Gene Ontology annotation, biological process: regulation of DNA-templated transcription. The record is from RefSeq and is a predicted model, not a curated record. The coding region runs from base 1 to 1002 and encodes 333 amino acids. Lineage: Eukaryota; Viridiplantae; Streptophyta; Magnoliopsida; Ericales; Ericaceae. Gene Ontology annotation, molecular function: DNA binding. The transcript is spliced from 2 exons.
AUGACUGUACCAAAAGGCUAUCGCUUUAGGCCUACAGAUCAAGAACUCCUUCUAAAAUAUCUCGAGAACAAGUGUACGAACGAAACCCUGCCUUGUGACAUCGUUAUCGAUCGUGAGAUUUAUGGCGACAAAGCCCCGUGGCAGAAUUUCACCGACGAAGAUCCCUGGGAGAUAUCCAAAACCAAAGACAAGAAGACAGAUUUAUGGAAGACAGAAGAGACCGCUAGUGAAGAAGUUAGGAACGGUAAAUCUGCAAUUGGGUACAAGACAACGUUGUACUUUGAGAUUGCCGCCGAUGAACCUAUUGCAAUGGACGGGCCUGUGGAAAAAGGCCACUGGAUCAUGCAAGAGUACUCUCUCCGUGAUGGCAAUACUGAUAAAAGUAAAGGCAAAUAUGUUCUUUGUAGGAUAAAAAGAUUCGAAUCAAAGUAUACCAAGGUAUCUCCGAGAAAAAGAAAGAAUGUUGAGGCUGCCACUACUAAUAAUGACCUUGUAGUUUCGAAACCUGUAAAGUGUGUUAGAACUGAGGUUAUGCAAGAAAAGAAGAUGGAGUGUGAUAUUACUACGGCACCGGAUACAGAAGUUGUUCCCUUCUCAAAAGAUCAACAAUUUGUGCAAGAUCAGAGUUUUCUAAUGAGUGACGAUGCGAAUGAGUUAACCGUUGAAGAACUUGAAGCUAUUUGGGAACAGGAGGAGCAAGGAAGUUAUUCACCUUUGCAUUGUGAUAAUUCUGCACUUGUUCCAUUGGAUAGCAAUACUGUAACGUCAAAUACAAACUUUCACAUGCCUACAGCGUGUCUUGAUGAAUCAGUUCCGGUUGUGGAACAACAACAAGGUUUUGGGCUUGAUUGUAAUGCAUUUGAAAAUAUCUCUUCGACUCCCAAACAUGAUUGGGUACAGUAUUCGAACCCCUCUCACAUAGGGGCACAAAAUUUAUCAAAUACAGAAGCCUGGUUGAGUGCGGAGCUUCUUCCAAGCGAUCAAGAGAGUGAAGGGUGUUGA